CAGUCGACAACUUCAGCCAACCACAGCCGAACACCCUUCAAUAUGUCCAACGUUCAGACCGGCAAGAAGCAGCGUUCGGCUAUCGCCGACGUGGUGACCCGCGAGUACACCAUUAACCUGCACAAGAGGACGCACGGUGUUUCCUUCAAGAAGCGUGCUCCUCGCGCUAUCAAGGAGAUCCGCGCUUUCGCUACUCGCGCCAUGGGCACCACCGACGUCCGCCUCGACCCCCAGCUCAACAAGAAGGUCUGGGAAGCCGGUAUCAAGGGCGUUCCUUUCCGCCUCCGUGUCCGCAUCUCUCGCAAGCGUAACGACGAGGAGGGUGCUAAGGAGAAGCUCUACUCCUACGUCCAGGCCGUCAACGUUAAGGAGCCCAAGGGUCUCCAGACCACCGUUGUCGAUGAGGAGUAAACGGGUGUUUCGUUCCUACCGGUUCUAGUUGGUUGAUACAAAAAUGAAUUCAAAAAUACCUCUUCUGUGACGGC
Molecule: messenger RNA, 485 nt
Organism: Aspergillus nidulans FGSC A4
Lineage: Eukaryota; Fungi; Ascomycota; Eurotiomycetes; Eurotiales; Aspergillaceae
Product: 60S ribosomal protein eL31
Exons: 4
Coding region: 43-411 (122 amino acids)
Biological process (GO): translation
Cellular component (GO): ribosome; preribosome
Molecular function (GO): structural constituent of ribosome
Source: RefSeq, a predicted model, not a curated record